Molecule: messenger RNA, 246 nt
Organism: Pediculus humanus corporis (human body louse)
Lineage: Eukaryota; Metazoa; Arthropoda; Insecta; Psocodea; Pediculidae
Exons: 3
Coding region: 1-246 (81 amino acids)
Molecular function (GO): protein binding
Source: RefSeq, a predicted model, not a curated record
AUGGAAAAUAAAUGUUUAACGUCAAUCAAAAUAAAAUGUCUUUUCAGAGUCGGUGAAGACGGUCAUUGGGAUGUUAAAAAUGCUAUAAUAACAUCAAAUAACGAAACGAGUUAUCAAGUUGUCGGAUUAUAUCCGUUUACCGUUUAUAGUUUUCGGGUUGUUGCAACAAACAACAUGGGACCCAGUCAACCGAGCAAAGAAUCCUAUUACAUGGUGACUCUACGAGAAGUUUUCACCGGAAAUUAA